This is a messenger RNA of Annulohypoxylon maeteangense, 1275 nucleotides long. RefSeq lists its product as uncharacterized. The record is from RefSeq and is a predicted model, not a curated record. The coding region runs from base 182 to 994 and encodes 270 amino acids. NCBI's taxonomy places the organism in Eukaryota, Fungi, Ascomycota, Sordariomycetes, Xylariales, Hypoxylaceae. The transcript has 2 exons.
AAACUAAGUUUGCUUUUUGUUACUCGGUUCGUGUCUCCUAGGGGAGAUAGCCUCAUAUCAGUAUAAGUACGACUCCGUUCCGUGGAUCGUGUGCUCGUUCUUUCAAGGGCAAGGCCGGUUUAACGGAACGGUACACAGCACGACAGAAAACCAAAAGAUUCAUCAACUGAUUGACUCAGUCAUGGACAAUACAUACUUCUCUGGGCCAUAUAUCGAUUACAGCGACCAGAACUACUGGCUCACUAGCACAGCUAUGGCACGAGAUACGUCACACGAUAGCAGUUAUAGCACCUAUUCAGAGUCAAGCAACGGACAAUAUGAUGUUGCACUAUCUCCAGCUUCUGAAGGUAUAAACAACUAUGAUCUCCUCAAUGUGGCCGAUGCAGGGGCCUAUAUAGCAGCAGACACACAAGAGUAUAACACGAAUAAUCAAGUCGAGGGGUCCGUGUUUGAGUAUCAAUUCUACGAUUUUGAUAUAGGAGGGGAUUCGGGACAAGGGCCGCACUGGAAACUAAAAUCUCAGUACACCCCAUCUGAAAACUAUCCAGCUAUCAUACCUUUCGACUCUAUUCCCGAGGUGCCACCUUUUGCCAAUGACGCUUCGGGCAGGCACGUCUGUCUCGAACCCUACUGUAACGCAACACCAUUCAAACGCAAAGCAGAUCUACAAAGGCACUACCUCCACAGGCACCGCAACGCCAACCAGAAGAAGCCAUUCCCUUGCGACUGGAAGAAAUGCCAGAGAUCCAAGGAGCCCUUCUAUAGGCUCGAUCACUGUCGGGAGCACUAUCGUGACUUUCACAUGGAAGACUUGAUACCACGCGGGUCGAGCAAGGAGGCUACCGAGUGGUGGAAUAGUCGCAAUGUCGACCCUAAGUGGUGGCGGUGUGCUAAGUGUCUUAGCCGCAUCCCCAUCGACAGCAAGCGCUUCGAAUGCGCCAACUGCAAGACAACAUGCGAGCCAGAGAGGAGAAAGCUCAGGGGUUACAAAUGAGCGGUGGCAAGAUAGCUACUAAGCUCCAACCUACAUUACUCGACUUCAGCGCGAUAGCCGCUGGAAGAGCCUCAAUUCGAUUUUCUAGUCAAGACUACCAACCAACUUCCCCGCGCUUAUCACGACUUCUGCCUUGUUUUCGGACCAACAUGCAGCUGGGAAGCAUACCGCUAUACUCAACCAUAUCUUUUCUUGCUAUUUAUCCAUCCAUUCUCUCGCUCCGCCUCACUACCCCAGAGUGGUUUUCCCUUUCUCCGCAACCAACAUUGUUUGCACUUCCU